AGAAGGGUUCGGAAGGAGGGAAGCAGCUCUCGGAAGCGCUUUACACCUGGAAUGGGGUGGUAGUAAAGAGGAUGCUCCAACUCCAGCCAUUCCCUUCCCAAAGAGGCCAUAACCACGGUAUAAACCCAUAGUAAUCACAGUGUAGACCUAUAGUAAUACCAUUGUAAACCUGUAGUAACCACGUCCCAAAGCAUUCCCAAUGGCGUUCAGAGUGGGUGUUCCUGUAUCAUUCCCACCUGGAGCAAAGCAGGAGUUGCUGUGUAACACUUCCCUGUGGUGUGGAUCCAUCUCAACCCCAAUGUAAAUCCAUUCCUCCUUGGAUAGUGGAUCCAGGGGGUUGAGAAGUGAAUCCAAGGGCAAAUUCCAUGCGGAUGCAGGGCUUGAGGUGCUGCUUCUCUCCACAAAGCACCUCAAGGCCAUGGAAUGCAAGGGAUUACAAGAGGUGGGAAAGCAUCCUCCAGAUGAAAAUUCCUAAAGGAAGAGUUACUCCAAGGUGGGUGCAUGAGGAAGAUUCCCACAUGGAUCAUGGCUGGAAAACCUGGAUCACCCCUGCAUCCCUGGUGUCCUCCCUCCUUACUCCCUGGAGCAGCUGCUAUUCCCAGCCCUAUUCCAUCCUUUACAGGGAGCAUUCCUACAGCUCUGCAUUGGAAGCCUUGGAAGCAUACAUUGAGGACUUCAACCUGAGCCAAGCGUCUCCCUGUGGAAGCAUGGGGAAGAUCUGCAUCCAUGGGAGCAUUCCUAAGGAAAUCAGACUUUCCAACCACUAUGCCAAGGAAAAACAAGGUUAAAAGAAGAAGAAGUGUCAAGAUCAGCAAACAGGAAUGCAAUAACAAG
This is a messenger RNA of Melopsittacus undulatus (budgerigar), 834 nucleotides long. Its product is annotated as lung adenoma susceptibility protein 2-like. The transcript has 3 exons. Lineage: Eukaryota; Metazoa; Chordata; Aves; Psittaciformes; Psittaculidae. The record is from RefSeq and is a predicted model, not a curated record. Bases 366 to 788 code for a protein of 140 amino acids.